Dovyalis caffra is the source of this 1578-nucleotide messenger RNA. The record is from the annotation of a GenBank genome assembly. NCBI's taxonomy places the organism in Eukaryota, Viridiplantae, Streptophyta, Magnoliopsida, Malpighiales, Salicaceae.
AUGCAAACACGAAAGGCAAGACUUCUAAACAUGGGAAACCAAGGGAAACUGGGACAUACGUCCCCAAUGAUACAUGCCAUAGCAAUUUGCCUUGUGGCCACCAGUGUGGUGGCUUAUGAGCCUUACUACUACAAAUCUCCACCACCUCCAUCUCCAUCGCCACCUCCUCCAUAUCACUACUCAUCUCCUCCUCCUCCAAAGAAGUCUCCACCACCUCCAUACCACUACUCAUCCCCUCCUCCUCCAAAGAAGUCUCCACCUCCACCAUAUCACUACACAUCUCCACCACCUCCAAAGAAGUCUCCACCACCUCCAUACCAAUACACAUCUCCUCCUCCUCCAAAGAAGUCUCCCCCUCCACCAUAUCACUACACAUCACCUCCUCCUCCUAAGAAGUCUCCACCACCUCCAUACCACUACUCAUCUCCUCCUCCUCCAAAGAAAUCUCCCCCUCCACCAUACCACUACACAUCUCCACCCCCUCCUAAGAAGUCUCCACCACCUCCAUACCACUACUCAUCUCCUCCUCCUCCAAAGAAGUCUCCACCACCUCCAUACCACUACUCAUCUCCUCCUCCUCCAAAGAAAUCUCCCCCUCCACCAUAUCACUAUACAUCUCCACCUCCUCCAACAAAGUCUCCACCACCUCCAUAUCACUACACAUCUCCACCUCCUCCAAAGAAGUCUCCACCACCUCCAAACCACUACUCAUCUCCUCCUCCUCCAAAGAAAUCUCCCCCACCACCAUAUCACUACUCAUCCCCACCUCCUCCUCCUCCUAUGAAAUCUCCUCCUCCACCAUACCACUACACAUCUCCUCCUCCUCCAAAGAAGUCUCCACCACCUCCAUACCACUACUCAUCUCCUCCUCCCCCAAUGAAAUCUCCCCCUCCACCAUACCACUACACCUCACCUCCUCCUCCUCCUAUGAAAUCUCCUCCUCCACCAUACCACUACACAUCUCCUCCUCCUCCAAAGAAGUCUCCACCACCUCCAUACCACUACUCAUCUCCUCCUCCCCCAAUGAAAUCUCCCCCUCCACCAUACCACUACACCUCACCUCCUCCUCCUAUGAAAUCUCCCCCUCCACCAUACCACUACACAUCUCCUCCUCCUCCAAAGAAGUCUCCACCACCUCCAUACCACUACUCAUCUCCUCCUCCUCCAAUGAAAUCUCCUCCUCCACCAUAUCACUACACAUCUCCACCUCCUCCAAAGAAGUCUCCACCACCUCCAUACCACUACUCAUCUCCUCCUCCUCCAAUGAAAUCUCCCCCUCCACCAUACCACUACACCUCACCUCCUCCUCCAAAGAAGUCUCCUCCUCCACCAUACCACUACACAUCUCCUCCUCCUCCAAAGAAGUCUCCACCACCUCCAUACCACUACUCAUCUCCUCCUCCUCCAAUGAACUCUCCUCCUCCACCAUAUCACUACACAUCUCCACCUCCUCCAAAGAAGUCUCCACCACCUCCAUACCACUACUCAUCUCCUCCUCCUCCAAAGAAGUCUCCCCCUCCCCCAUACCACUACACAUCACCUCCUCCUCCAGUCAAAUCCCCACCCCCUCCGUACUAG